CGACUCUACUUACGAGCCGGUCGUGGCCGUCACCGGCAUUGCCGUCGGCAACCGUGGACGGUUCAAACGGUGAUGCAAUUAUAAUCAACGUCCGUAUCAAGUUUGAUUCAAGCCAUUUUGGUAUUGGCUCAAGACUGGUCGAAGCGAAGCUUGUUCCCGCCCUCCCACGACCACCCAGCUAAAAAAAUCCAGAUUGUCACCAAGGUCCCACCGAGAUGGCAGGUUUGGUGGAGCCCCCUGCGAACCUGAAGGGGCCAGACCUGAUCGAGAAGAACAAGUGGUUCAUUUACAUUUGCUGUGGAGGCUGCGGUUGGGGAGACUGGAAGGACCCGUUGUGCGGUUCCGACGUCGAGGACCUGACCCAGAAGGCGACUUGCAACACCACGUCGUUGAUGAACGAUGACGGUCUCUGUGCGUGCCUCAAUUUCCAAAUGAAUCAGACAGCGCAGUGCCAGUGCCCACCUGUGGAUGGUGCACCCAAGUGCGUCUGCUUCAACACGCCCCUCGUGCCAGGGGGUGGUAUGAGCAAGAAGAAGGGGGAUGUCGAAUAUCAGGCGAUUUUCGGGGACACCUGGUGGUACACAUAUAUUUUCUGCGGCGGUUACGGCUGCAAUGGUCUGAAGGCUUUGGAUCGCCCCAUGAUUGCAGGAUACCAGAAGUUCUUGAUUGUCGAGGGGUCCAUGGGCUUGAAUGAGAAGAACGAGUGGCCUGGGGCGGGCAAUGGCAUGACGAAGUGCACGGCUGGACUUUGCAGUGGCGACAAUGUUUGCAUGCAGUCUGUUGAGACGUGCUUGUGCAUCUACACUCAGGUGAAGAUCCCGCCAGAACAGGGUGCAAAGAAAUGCGUCUGCUGCGCGAAGGACAUUGUCCCGUGAGACACGCCGAGCGUCGCACGUGUAAACACAUUGGGACGGGAUAGCAAUGUUUCCCGUUUUGACCAGUUUCAUAUUUUGAGCGGAGAAGGUAUCGAAGACAUGAGGCCUUCAUCUGCUUGACUAAUUAGUGUUCGUCCGCGCACGAUUGGGCGUCUUGCUCGUUUGGCACGCUACGCCGUCGUGUGGUCGUGACGCAUGCUGUGCUGUCGGUGAUGGUUGCGGUACUGCCUCUGCUUCGUCACUGGCGACAUCGUCAUGUUGCGGGCGCGCGCGCGCACCCCAUGGCUGCCCGACCGCCGUGCCAGCUGGACCUUUCAGAGCGUGCAGUCGCUCCUGCAGUCGGACCCAGCAGCACGCGGUCAUAAAAACCAGAGUCGGGGCGGCAGGUCCGCGGCGUGCCGGCGCGGCGGCGACCCCGGCGCGGGCGUUCGAGGUUGCACGCCGCCAGUGGCCAGGAAGCGGCCGACGUCGAACGAUCUGCGACGGCGGAAUGCCGCGAUCGUUCCAGGCUGAACGAUCCACGCGGAGGUAGAAAUCAGCGCCGAAGUCAUCACGGCACGAAUUUGCCCUGUUAUGGUUGAUCAGUUUCCUCACGUUGUCUGCUGCAGCGUUGGCAGAAUGAGUCGUCAGGUUGCGGGACGGAGCCCACCAUCUUUCGAGAGCCACGCGCAAUGAAAUGGUUCGUCGAGUCUUUCUGUGUGCGGAUCUUGUGCGCAAUGUUUCUGAGACAUUGUUUUGGUCUUUGCGAUUGUUGCCGCUCCUGCCAGGGCAUACCAUCUGACCUCUUGCGACCCACCUUGAUUUUAUCACAGACGCCUACGGCGAAUCACCGCCGCCGCC
Molecule: messenger RNA, 1715 nt
Organism: Prorocentrum cordatum
Lineage: Eukaryota; Dinophyceae; Prorocentrales; Prorocentraceae
Source: the annotation of a GenBank genome assembly